AUGAGACCAACCUGUAUAAAUGGGCCAGGUGAGCAGGAGGAGACGGGAGGAGGAGGAGGAGGAGGAGGAAGAGGUCCAGCCGCGGGUGGAGAGGUCCUGAGUGGGGAGGAGGAGUUGAGUGAGGAGGAGAAGAUCAGAAGGAGAGCAGAGAGACGCAGGGCUAAGAGGAAGAGACAGAAAGAACGAAAGAAACUGGAGAAGGAGGAGAAGAGCGGGGAUGCUGAGCAGGAGGAGGGAGGAGCAGCGUCAGAUUCUGAGAGUGAAAGUGAGGAGGAGAAGAGGGAGGGAGAGAGGGUAGGAACUCCUGCCAAGACCACGCCCCCUCUCACUGUGUCUGGGAACAAGAGCAACCACCAGCCCCCUGUCAGGACCCCAGAGGAGGAGCCGGAGUGGGAUGUCUGCAGUGCGUUUGUGGCCAACGCUGCCAGUCACAUCAGACACAAAGCCAGGACCAGAGCAGGCCACGCCUCUAGAGAGAACAAGGAGAACGAGGCUGGAACCUGCGAGGUGGAGAGCUCAGACCAUCUGAAGAGGAAGGGAGCCUCACUAACAGAGAAGGGUAUUCAGCUGUUUAAGCAGGGCCAGUACUCUCAGGCUGUGGACAUGUUCUCUGAGGCUAUCCACUGUGACCCCAAAGACCACAGGUUCUUUGGGAAUCGUUCGUACUGCUACUGGUGUCUGGAGUUCUACCCCUCUGCACUAUCAGAUGCUCAGAAGUCCAUCCAGCUCGCACCUGACUGGCCAAAGGGAUACUUCCGCAAGGGGAGUGCACUGAUGGGGCUGAAGCGGUAUGGUGAGGCAGAGAGGGCCAUGCAGCAGGUGUUGAAGCUGGAUCAGGACUGUGAGGAGGCCUCUACUGAGCUCUUCAACUGCAAGGUCCUGCAGCUCAUGGAUCUGGGUUUUGAGGAGGGGCAGAGUGUGUUGCUGCUGGAGAAGUUUACCACGGUGCAGGCUGCUCUCGGCCCCCCUGAGGCUGCCAGAGUGGUGGACCUCUCCUCCCCCCAGGACUCUACUGGGUCCCCCUGUCCCUCUCUCUGGGUGGGGAACGUCACCGUGGACCUCACUGAGAAACACAUAUGGGACCUCUUCAAAACGUGUGGGGAGAUAGAGAGUAUCAGAGUUCUACAUGAGAGAUUCUGUGCCUUUGUCAACUUCAAGAAUGCCAACAUGGCCGCUCGCGCCUUGGAGAGGCUCCAGGGGGUGGAGCUGGAGAGCACCAGGCUGGUGAUCAGGUACCCAGACCACUGGAUGCAGAGAACCCCUCCCUCUCCUCAGAGGACCAACCCUAUAGGCCUCAACACCUCCUCAGCCUCCCAGUACGUCUCCACAGGGCCCAGGAGGAUGGCUCCCAUCAAUGGUGAUGAGUGUUUCUUCUGGAGGACCACCGGCUGUCUCUAUGGUGACAAGUGUCACUUCAAACACAAGCCUGACCAGAAAGGACGAGACAGGAAACCAUGGCAACCCUGACAACCCUGAUCACCACGCAGCGACUGGAUUUGAGAGAGGGAGGAGAAUGAUGAAGAUUGAAGAAGAGGAUGAGGGGCCGUGUCCCUACUUUAAAAGGGAACAGGGGGAUUGGGGGGGUGAUCACAGACAGUACACUGGACAUAUAGUAUGAGUUUGUGAAUUGUCAAUCAAAGUGAUUGAGGAGUGCACCUCUGAUUUACUUACCCCUCUCCCUCUGCCUCGCUGCGAAACAUGGAAAUGACAUCAUCAUUAGAACCUUGAAGGGAUCUUUGCUGAAGACACUAAGGGGGCUGACAUCUGUUGUUAUCAUGUGAUUUACUGUGUGUGUAUGUAUGGUCAUGUGACUGGACAUGUGACCUGAAUGUGUGACCCCUUGUGAUGUCACUGUGAGACACACUGCCAGCCUGAUGCCAUAGGGUGCCUAGUAAUUGCCCCUACAGGGGAUAAAUAAAUAACACUUUUUAAUUGAAUAUGGGGCAUGUUCCAAGCAUGACUAAACAGCAGUCACUUGCCUGCUCUCACAACACCUGGAUAGGUGUUUGUUUAAGAUAUCAGCUAACCCAAUCAUGAUAUAGCAAUCUGAUGCCCGACUGCACAGUAAAUGAUCUGGCACGCAACCAUUAGUCAGCCUGGAACGCCACCAGGGUCCAUGGGGUGUUCUAACAUCCACACUAGAGCACCUUAAAUGAAACAAGUAGUGUGCUACUGUGGAUAUUGGAACGAGGUCCAUAUCUUCAGUUCAGUGAAUUUAUACAUAUACACUGAGUAUACCAAACAUUAAGAACACCUUCCUAAUAUUGAGUUGCACCGCCCCCUUUUGCCCUCAGA
Messenger RNA from Coregonus clupeaformis (lake whitefish), 2295 nucleotides. RefSeq lists its product as uncharacterized. NCBI's taxonomy places the organism in Eukaryota, Metazoa, Chordata, Actinopteri, Salmoniformes, Salmonidae. Gene Ontology annotation, molecular function: metal ion binding; RNA binding; protein binding. The record is from RefSeq and is a predicted model, not a curated record. The transcript has 14 exons. Bases 1 to 1467 code for a protein of 488 amino acids.